CAGGUGUUGCUUAGGCUUACCAUAGUACUUCGUUCAUCAGCUGCACGCACAUUUAUUCUUCCUGGCUUGCUGGUGUACUGAAAUCAUCCUAGAAGAAGUCGGUUUGUCACGAAAAAAAUUGGAGUUUGACAGUUGGUUGUAAAGCCAAUUUUUUGGGACGACCACCGCCCCCGGUGACCACUACGAACGACGUCCAAGUAGAACACCACCAUGGCCCUCGUUUUCCCUGCCGGUGGCACCGCUGCCCCGCACCAAAUUUCCAGCACCAGCAGCGGCAGCGCACCUCCGAUUCCCGGCAAUAGUACUACUUCCAUGCGGCUUCCGCCCCCACUGCACGUGUCCGUGCGGGGGCUGGCGUUUCCCUACCAGCUCUCUGAGGAGGACGUGCGACGUAUCCAGUGCAAAUUUUGGUGUCUGGGUCUGGAAGAGUGCAACACUUGUCAUGCAUCUCGCGGACCACGCUUUCGCUCACGCACAUGGUCUGGAAUGCACCCAGAACAAGCAUCGCAGAUAUUGCGCGACACUCUCGAUGCCUCUUGCGCAUGAGCAGAAAUCCACCUACUUUUGCCUAGUGAGAAGGAGGCAGCUUUUGGGGUUCCAUUCAUGAAGCACAGAUCUUAUUGUGUUCCAGAUUUCGCAUGACAAGUUGCAACCUUCCAGACCGAGAUCAUAUAUUUCCAUUCGAUACGCCGGGUUUUCGGACGAUACGGCGAGGUGGAUUCCGUCCGCGUGUUGAACGAGGAAAGUGCAAAUGUGACGUUUCUAUCCUAUGCAAAAGUAUCCUACUCUUACUUUAGUAAUCGCAGGCUAAACCUAAAUUUCCUUUCAAGGUAAAUCUUCAGCAUGACAGUUUCCAUUUUUCAUGCUGAGCCUCCGAUUUGUAUAUGCAAUUCAUACUAGUAGAACUAGUACGAUGAAGAUGAUACUUUUGCAAUUUAUAGUUUCUCGGGUUCGGCAACGCUCUGGCCGCAUGGAAUGACUUGAACAACAAAGCGCUGCUGGGCAUCGACGGCGCCUUCCUGUUCGUGUCCUGUCCGGAGCUCGAAGGAAGCUCGCCGAGCUAUCAGAAUGCACAACUCGAACCCCCCCCUCAUUUGUAAUGCUAUGCAAAAUAACAAAUGCAAAUCCAAAUGGAAAUGAAAUCCAUGUCGGACAUGAUGUUCUGCCUUUAGGCCCCCGCCCUUCCUGCAUGCCCAAUUUUGGAAUCUCAUCGUCAAACACGAAGUGCACUGCAAUCCGUGUUCAAGUUUAUCAUGCGGAAGCGACAUAUAAUCUGCCCGCUGCUGUCUGCGUUGCUGAUGUUCUUCAUGCCAUCCAAAUGAGGUGGAGGGGGAGUUGUUGCGCACUCUCAUAUAUGCAUUGCAAAAAUGUCUGGGUCUGGAAGAAUGCAACUUGUCAUGCUGAAUCUGAAGCAUGCAAAAAUUUGUGUUUCAUGAUCACCAAAAGAUGUCCACUUUUGAACAGUUUGACAGGGAGUUUCUCAUGCAGAAUAGGCAUGAUAGACACCUCGCAGCGUUUGUCAUGCUAGGUGCUGCAUUCCAGGCCUCAUGGGUCAUGGAAAAACUGCAUCACAAAUCUUGCAUUCUUCCAGACCCAGACAUUUUUACAUUUGAUAUCAUAGGAGCAGGCGGAAUACCAGUAAGGACGAGGGCGGAGGCGGGACAAGAUGGUCCUAUGAAUUGCAAUACCAAUUUUUAUCGCACUUUUCGUACCAAUUGCAUUUACCGAUUUUCAUCUCAAGAUGAACAAAAAUGCAACUCCUACUUGUCAUGCUAGACCUAGAUCAGGUAGCUUAGCACUAGAAAGUUUGACUUUUCAUGCACGAUUGCAAAAAUUCCUUUUCCUUAAGAGUGCGAAUUCGAUAUUUUUGCAGCGCAUAGGCUCGACAUGCAAACAAGUGACCAGGGCGGCAAGAAGUACACCUGCAGACUGGAAUAUCCCAGAUGCAAAAACAAAAAAGGCGUUCGUAACGUUCUGCUUCUGUCUCAGGAGACACAUCUGUUUUUUGUUGUAGUGCUCGUCUCUCACGGUUUUCGAUUUCGCCACAGAUGUCAUGACAUUCUGAUUCUCGACGAACGUCUCUUUUCUAGUGGAUUCUCAAAUCGGCAUUGAGAACGAGAAGGAGUUUCGGGUAAGUACAUGCAGCUUUUCACUUGCGCAUGCCUAUAUUUUAAUAUUUUGCGUUUUUCUCCUGUACUACCAGUAUCAGCAUAGAAAUUCCUAAUACUAGCUGACAACCGCUAGGAGUUACGAAAGGCUGACGCCGCGACGCCCCUCUUCGCGUUGUACAAUUUGCAGCGCGUUGACAUAUUCUGAAUAACUUUGUAUGAGCCUGAUUAAGAUUCACCUCUUCACUCGUCUACCACUGCAAUAAGUAAAAGGAAAUGAAUUUAAAUCAAAAUCUGGACCUGCAAAUAAAGGUCGGCUCCAAAGUGAUUCAAAUCGCGCGGCGCAUCUGGGUAUCGAAUGCAAAUCGGUCCGGGUCGCUCGAAGGAAGCAGACGCUUGUCAUGCAGUUUUUGCAUGUGCAGGUGCACGAUCCAAGGCCCACCUCUGGAAUGCACACAGAAUAUGACAGCACAUCCUGCGGAGGGUGCAUCGUCGAUCGUUCUGUUCGCAAACAUAGUACCUACAACUCUUUGUCGUGGUGAGAAACGAAAGACAAAUAAAACUCCACAUCUUUUUGCCGCUGCUAACUACGCAGCACAGAUUUUCGUUUUUAUUGCCUCUCUCAGAAAAAUACACUUCCACUGUCUCUGUCUGCACUUCUCCAGUCGUCCCAGAGGACAUAUUUUCAAGGGAUGCUAGGAGGAAUUGCCGACCUUUCGCGCUUCCGGCGGCAAGUAUGACGAAGAGAGUGCACAACUUCUCCCACUCCAAAUUGCUCCACAUUUUUACCUUUUGUCAUGCUGCAAACAGCGAUGUCGAUGUGAUUUUGAUGGCGAAAACGCAACUGCAGUUGUCUUUCUCUUUGUGGAUUUUGAUGCGGGAAAAAAUAAGAAAUGUGCACUCUCAUAGGGAAACGCGGCUUCGCGGCAAGGGCGUUGGAGGUCCCCACGAAUCCGAGGAUAUGGCAUUCUCAACCUUGUUACUAGUACAUUGCUCGCUGUGUUGUAAAGAGUUUUGGGGCGCACAACGACCAACAAACGCGAACAAAUGGGUCGAGUGGCCUUGUGGAUCUUGCAUAAUUACGUACAAAUGUGCAUGUGGCAGCACCCACAUAAAAUGUCCACGCCGUUUUUAGCAAGCGCGCCGUCGCGAACUUGUAUAUUUAUACAAAGCAGCUCUUCGUCUAUCCUGUCGUGCGGAGCCGGAGUGUGAUAACAAGUUGUAGUCGUUUCGCAUGGGCAUGGCAAAAGCAAAACAUGUAAACAGCGAUCAUCAAUGUAAGUAACGCCUGAGAUCGCCAUAGAAUAGCCGUUGGCGCUGUGCAUUUCCUGUCGUGAAAUCCGCGAUUUUGGGGUGGCUGUGGAUAUCGACAGCACAUACGUGGUCUGGGUUCUGCUCUGAUGACCUUCUACAUCGCAUCAAACUUGUGACGCGAUGUCAGGACGAAAUAAAACAGAACACUCUUCCAGACGAGGACCCAGACACGUUUGCACUUGCUAUAGUCGAGUUUGCAGAGCAGGAACUCACCAAAGUCCACGAGGCUUUUAUUCGCUUCCAGGAGGAAACGCACGGCAUCGCACCCGACGUCACGGCCGCGAAGCUGCCCGCGUGCAAAGCGGUAUCGGACCACCUGCACACGGUCGCGCCCGGCUUUACCACCACAGGAACUGUAUCAACGGCAAAAAUGUUGUGCGGGUCCUCUGGGUCUGGACGAUGAAAAAUGCAGCUAGUAGUAAUAGAAUAAACUUUAUGUCGUGUGAAGACCCAGAAUCAUGUCCUUCAUUGCUCCACAUUGAGUUUCUCAAUGCCUAAUCCGCUUCAACAAUUUAUUCCUUCUUUCUUCCCCCUGUGACACGAAAAUGGCCGCUAGCUUGCCCAAGCAUGGCAGCAAAAAUCACGAAUUGCUACGCACAAAUUCGAAUUUCAUAUUCAUCAUCAUCGUCGUCCAUUAUUCCAGACCUGGAUCUCCCAGUAGACGCUUUUGCAUUGCAUAAAUUGCAGCUUCCCCGGCCACGCGUGCCAGCGCGGCGAAGGAACAAGAAACAUCUUCGACAGUCGCCGGCGGAGGAACUACCGCGACACUGCAGCAGCAUAUCCUGUGUAAAAACUACUUAAAACUAAAAGUACGUCCCCCCGGCCGCCUUGGUCAUCUUCUUCGUGUUUCUCAUGCAAAUCUGGAAAUGGAAUCCGGCAAGUCAUAGCUGUCACUGUCUCGUCAUGCUGGCACUCCAUGAACAUGAUGAUAGAUGGGUACAACGCUAUCUGGGAAUUUUUUAUUUUCGUGCUGUAAUCAGGACCGGGAUCUUGACCGCACAUUUGUCAAGCGACUGGACGACUAGCCAGUACUACUAACCGAAACGACCACAAGAAUAAACUAAUCUGUCUCUGAUGUUUCGUGCGCAACUACAACAGGCAAAAUUUCUGGGCUCGACGUGUAGAGGAAAGAAUAAACUCACUGCCGCCUUGACAAGUGUCGUGAGGUGGGGACGUUCUUUUAGUUUUUCCUCUGGAUACAUCAGCACCAUACAGGAGCGACGGCGGUCGUGGCAACCAGGGGGCGAACAAGCAGUAAUAUGGGACCUGCCACAGGCGGGGAAGACCAGCCGGAAGUAUUUUAUGCAACUAAGUACUUAGUAAAGUACUAACGCACUUCUACAGUAUGAAUUGCUAUUGCAUAUACACAUACAGCAAAUUUCAUUUUUCAAGAAGUAGAAGUAGACCUUGUAUACGAGCAGAUCUACCUUUUUAGCACGUGCGACAUUUUUACAGAUAGAGUACAACUUCAUUUUACUUAUAUCCAAUUUUCGAAUUUGUAUUUCAUUUUUUUGCAGCUCCUUUUCGUUGUUCUUCUUUGGUUCUCGUUUCGACACGACGUCCGUGGUAACCUUCAUAAAUUACAACAUCAGGACAACUCCCCGCCGAUAUCGCGUGGUGUGCGACCCCCGACGGCACCGGACGACGAUGAAAUCGAACACAUGACUAUCCACAGAAAAAAAUCCUUCGGUUCUCCAUCCAUUUUUUGCAUGAUAUUGACAUUUAGAAACGACAGGGACACCCAGCCCUUCGCUUCCCAACAUGACACAGAUACAUAGAAUUUGAUACGUGUUUUGCAUGACAAAUUGGACGUGGAUGGGUGAUUUUUCCUGGAUAAUGAUCGAGCAAAGGAACGAGGCGAGACUAUGAGACUCCACAACAUCCCCGCCUCCCCCUCAUUAUGAUUUGUAAAAAUGCAAAAAUCAAUGCUAAAUCCUCUCUGAGCCUUUUCGCUGUGCUUGCGUGACAAGUUCUGGAGGCCCAAACUGCACUAGUAUGCUGCGUGCGUGGAUUGGUAUAUGCCGAGAAUGCAUCUCUGACGUGGUUUUUCUUUUUGUUGCUAGAGAUGCACUACAAAUUAUGUUCAGGGGGCGGGGGGGGGAGGUUGUACACUGUCAUAAAGAAAAGGCGGCAACUACGAUCGAGCGGACGAGAUUCGGGAUUACUUGAAAAGUGUCGGCUAUGCAAGAAAAAAACUGUGUAGGUGUAACUCUGUAAUGCAGAACAUGGAACAGAGUUACACCUGUCAUGUCGGGCAGCCAUGAAGUUCUGUUUUCAAUUUCAUGUUGUGCGCUUUCCCUUACAAGCCACGCAUGACAGGUUUUCUCUGUCAUGUACUAGAGGAGCAAAUUUGUAAUGCUGUCAGCCAAACAAGGUAGUUAGAGUUACACUAACACGGUUUUUUUCUUGGAUAUCAAUGUUGUGUUGAUGGAUGAUAAAGGAGCGCGUGGGAACCGCCGCGGCGCAGAGGUGACCAAAUGGCGAUACUGGAAUCCGUAG
This is a messenger RNA of Amoebophrya sp. A120, 5921 nucleotides long. The record is from the annotation of a GenBank genome assembly. NCBI's taxonomy places the organism in Eukaryota, Dinophyceae, Syndiniales, Amoebophryaceae.